AUGGCUCGAAAGCCGGUGGCGCGGUUUCCGUUGACGACGAAGCUUUACCCAUUGAUAUCCAAACAACGCGGGAAAAACAAGCCUCGAACACAGUACGUGAGUGAAGGGCUAAUAGAUAAUGUCCUCGAGCGCGUAUCGCCCUACCUCCGCCGAAACCAACCGCUAGACAUUCUGGACCUUUGGCCUGGGGGUGGUCUCAUGUCAUCUAAAGUGAAUGAACUUCUUCAGCCACGCCGUCAUGUCCUUGUUGAACCCGAUCCUCGUUUCAACAAUUUCCUUCAACCGCUCGCCCAGAGCAACCCGUGUUAUAAGCUCGUCGAUGAACCCAUCUAUGGGAAAUUUGAUUGGUCUUAUUUCUUCGCAACUCAUCUUCCAGAACAAGGCCGUGGGAACCGAGAGUGCUCAGCUAUUAUACCAAAGAAUGAUUCCCUUCUCAUCCUCGCUAAUCUGCCUGCUGCUAAAUCUGGAAUGGAUCACUUCAAACCCAGCCGCUGGUUUCUCAACUACAUGAAGAGUUGCUUAAAACAGAAAGAUGUGAACUUGUACGGGGCCGUACGAGUUCUUGCUACAAUGCCCUCCAGCGAAGUCUCGGAUAUGUUACCGCGGUCCACUGGGGAGCGCACACGAACUGGCGUAUUCGCGGAGACCAUAGGCUUGCACAACAUAGAGAUUGCCAGUCCCGCUGAAGAAGAACGGUCCCAUCAAUGGCGGGGCUGGGAUGACUUGAACAAGAUCAGGGAGCGUGUGGCUGAAAGAGCUGCAGCAAAUAACAUUAUCACUCCACCCACCAGAGAGUUUCCUCCUUUGGAAGUGGUGCCACACAUUCCCUACCGAACUUCGAGAGUUGAGCGACCGUAUCAACCUCGAGUGCUUUCUCAGAUGCACAAGAAGCAAUUGAUGGAUAUCGCAGCAGCAGAUAAGCUGGGUCUUGAUUCGUGCACCGACACCGCAGACCCCAAAGUCAAAGCAAUAAUUCGAAAGCGAUCAUUAGCAUGGUCAAAGCUUGCCAGGGACAACUCAGCGAGCUACUUCCGCCAACAGCUUGCCGACGUAAUACUUGAGCAGGACCAAGUGGGCUGGACAUUUGCACGUGCGGCUGCGGAUCCCAAGGAGAGUGUUGAGAGUCUGAAGGCUCUAGAAGAUCGUAUGGUAUCGCUCAAGUCGAGUUAUGCCACUUUAAAAUCAAGCAUUCACCACACUAUGUUAGAAAAACAUCAACAUACAAUCGAUGAUGCCCGCUUGGGUAGACUCGCCAACCAUUUUGUUGAUGCGGGCCUGACACAUGACCAACGACCAUUUGAACCCCUAUACAUCCAUCCCGAUGAGACUUAUCCUCGCGAGGACGGGCGGGCAGUCAUAUAUUUCGAACCAGAUUCCAACCCGCCCGUUCUGAAGAAGACAUUGGACCUCCCAGGCGCAAUGGUACAACUUGUCCUCGACCGGUAUUUUUCAAUGCUAGCCGUGGUAGGGACUCGUGGCACGAUGCCAGUCGCCGAAUUCUUGAAAACACUUUUCCCAGCCGAGAGUAUCAAUAGUCAUGUGCGGGAUAUUCCAAGCCUUGCCAGCUUCGCCGAGAGACGACUCAAGCCUGGGCGUGGGCCAAUGCCCUUGCCGGAGGGUUCGACGUCCGACCCGGCUUUCACCUACCAGGAUAACGUGGACUAUGAUUUGAGUGGUGUUCGACUCCGCAUCUCUUCCGCGGCAACCCUGUUGGAUGUUGCGAUCAAGUACGAGAAGCUACCGGAGAAGCUCGAUAUAAUCUCCUUCAGCCGAGCUCUAGGCGGGACAAUGACCCAGGCCCAGCUAGGCGAGGAGUUACUUAACAAGAGGCUCAGAUAG
Messenger RNA from Penicillium mononematosum, 1839 nucleotides. RefSeq lists its product as uncharacterized. Lineage: Eukaryota; Fungi; Ascomycota; Eurotiomycetes; Eurotiales; Aspergillaceae. The transcript is spliced from 2 exons. Bases 1 to 1839 code for a protein of 612 amino acids. The record is from RefSeq and is a predicted model, not a curated record.